AUGAAUAUUGUUAAGAAACCAUUUGUCUUUCGUCAGUUUUAUGAAAGCAUGACAUCGACAUACACUUAUAUUGUUGGUUGUGAAAAAACAAGAGAAGCUAUUAUUAUUGAUCCCGUCCUCGAGACUGUUGAUAGAGAUUCAAAAUAUAUUAGAGAAAUGGAUUUAAAAUUAUUGUAUGGAAUUAAUACUCAUGUUCAUGCUGACCAUAUUACUGGUACAAGUGAAUUAAAAAAAUUAUUUCCGAAAAUGAAAUCAAUGAUAAGCCCUUAUUCUGGUGGAAAAGCUGAUCUAUUUAUAGAUUAUAAUAAGCCGCUUCAGACUGGAGAAUUAAAGUUUUACUUUUUAUCGACACCAGGUCAUACAAAUGGAUGCACAACAAUUGUGUCUGAUGAUCUUGAGGCAUGUUUUACUGGUGAUGCUUUACUUAUAAGAGGUUGUGGUAGAACUGAUUUUCAAGGAGGAAGUGCUGAAAAGUUAUACAACUCGAUAACAGAGCAUAUAUUUAAAUUACCAGAUCAUUAUAAAGUUUAUCCAGGACAUGAUUAUAAUGGUGUACAUAAUUCUACCAUAAGAGAAGAGAAAUUAUUUAAUCCACGAUUAACAAGAUCCUUACAACAAUUUGUUGAAAUAAUGAACAAUCUUAAUUUGGAUCACCCAAAACAAAUAGAUAGAGCAGUACCAGCAAACCUUAAAGAUGGUAUUAUUGAAAGUAAAAACUAA
Strongyloides ratti is the source of this 720-nucleotide messenger RNA. Its product is annotated as Persulfide dioxygenase ETHE1, mitochondrial. The transcript is spliced from 3 exons. The coding region runs from base 1 to 720 and encodes 239 amino acids. The record is from RefSeq and is a predicted model, not a curated record. Gene Ontology annotation, molecular function: sulfur dioxygenase activity. NCBI's taxonomy places the organism in Eukaryota, Metazoa, Nematoda, Chromadorea, Rhabditida, Strongyloididae. Gene Ontology annotation, biological process: hydrogen sulfide metabolic process; glutathione metabolic process.